Penaeus vannamei (Pacific white shrimp) is the source of this 495-nucleotide messenger RNA. NCBI's taxonomy places the organism in Eukaryota, Metazoa, Arthropoda, Malacostraca, Decapoda, Penaeidae. The record is from RefSeq and is a predicted model, not a curated record.
AUGGUCUUAACUAACGCCGUCUACUUCAAAGGCUUUUGGAAAUACCCGUUCAAGCCUCAAAGGACCCACAAGGACAAGUUUUUCGUAACCCCGGAAGACUAUGUCCAAGUGGAUAUGAUGACGCAAACGGGAAGGUUCAAAUAUGUGGACUCGGAGAAGCUUCACGCCCAGGUGCUGGAGAUGCCCUACAGGGGCGACGCCGUGUCCAUGGUGGUGCUCCUCCCGCGAAUGGGAGAGCCAAGGAGGUGGACAGUGCGAGGUUGCCUUGAGCAGAGGCACAGGAAGCGGGAUCGGCCGAACGAAGCCCAAGUCCCAAACACGAGGAAGGCCAUCAGGAGGAAAACUGCAAGGAACUUCAUUGUGAUCUUUUUACUGUUUAAUGAUAAGGCAGGUUUUUGGAGUAUUUUAUACCUAGGACAUGAUCUUGGGGGCCUGGGAUUUGAGGGACGACCUGGGGAACUAGAUUAUUGGGAAAGCUUUGGGAACGUCAUAUGA